This is a messenger RNA of Chaetomium globosum CBS 148.51, 1878 nucleotides long. RefSeq lists its product as uncharacterized. NCBI's taxonomy places the organism in Eukaryota, Fungi, Ascomycota, Sordariomycetes, Sordariales, Chaetomiaceae. The record is from RefSeq and is a predicted model, not a curated record. The transcript has 5 exons. The coding region runs from base 1 to 1878 and encodes 625 amino acids. Gene Ontology annotation, cellular component: cytoplasm.
AUGAUCCAACUUGACAACUUCCCAACCGACGAAGUCUCCGAGGUCUAUCAGCGAUGCGUUCUCGUGUCUGGAAAAUGCAACACCGCUUCUGCGCUGGAGCAGAAUGACGGACAUGUUCUAGUCGAAACGGGUGACCGAUUUGGCAAAACCUUGUUUCCCGAACAACGAUGGCCCAUGUGCCAUGGUAACUUCAAGGCCCUCUUGCUGCUCUCGCCCGGCCUCAACAAGAUCACCAUCACCACCCAGGAUGAUGCAAGCACAGAGACGCCACCUCUGCAUCUAGCCAUCCUAGUUGCAAAGGACUCACCCCUCUUAAUGGACUGCCCUCCCGCAAAAUUCGGCGGCAUCUCGAGCGCCCACUCCGACCUCUCCGCCGCCAUCGCCAAGUUCCGCAUGACAGCCUACAUGUGGCAGGCCCUCACAGCCGAAGACCUCCGCGCCAAAGGCCUCGGCCGCCGCGCGUUCCGUCUCGAAGAAGAAUGGUCCACCGACACCCUCAGCCAGCGGUCCCAACAAACCCCCACCGCAGCAGCAGGCACCGUCCCCAAAAUCCACCUCAUCCGCACCGAGAAAACCGUCGCCCAACUCCGCGACGCCAACCUCGCCCAGCAGAACCCCCACGCCCGCCACCCCGACGACCUCCACAAAAUCUUCACCGCCGCCCUCCUCGCCCACGGCGCCCCCUUCACCACCCACACCCGCCCCGUCGUCGCGGGCCUCAUCCUCGACUCCCACUACAACACCCCCGACACCACCAUCAGCCCCACCAGCCCGCACCACUCGCCCCUCAUCCUCGCGCACGCCGCCCUCGGCAGCCACGACCCGCGCGGCCUCUCCCUCGGCAUCUUCGGCAGCCACCUGACCUACGCCUGGCCGCGCUUCCUCGACGAGGUCCCCGCCUGCCUGCUCGACCCCACGCCGCCCGGCGACACGGUCGGCAACGACAACGGCGAGUGCGAUUCCAUGUGGAGAGCCUGCGCCGUGGGGCAGGGGGCGUUUUUGCAUGAGGCGGGGAUUGCGAGGGUGGUCUUUUCUCCACUGGGGAAGGCGGAUGAGGAGGAAGACAAGGUUUCGGUCUCCAACCCGUUGAAAUCGCUCCGCUACUCGUACGAGGAACUCGCGAGUCGGUUUGGCACCAAGGGCCUGAGGCUGAAAGUCACCGGCAUGAACGGCAAGGAGUACUCCGUCGACAAUAUCUGGAAAUUGUUCCAGCGGGGCACGACCUCCAUUCUGGUUCCGGGCACCAAGAUCCGGCUGUUGAAGCAAUGCGUCAGCGGUGACCGUCUAAAGGACGGCGACGAGGAGACUUGGGACUGGGCCGUCAUGCUGAAGAAGCGGGACAAGAAGGGUAACCUCGUGGCUGCGAGCAAGAUUGAUCUCCGGGUCGGCUGCUCCUUGGACGGCGCGGAGGUCUACUACCAAGAUGGAACCAAAAUUCCUUGUGGACCCCGCGGCAAAAACGGACAGGACCCAUCCAUGGGUGGCCACCAAGCGAGGAAGCUGGUGCUUCCCCGGGACGUGGAGAUUUCCAAGGUUGCCGUGACACGGGAAGUUCCGGCUCGGGGCCACAAGAUUAUCGGGUUCUAUGGCGUCAGCGGUACAUGGGGAAUGUGCAUCAGCUUCGGCAUUGUGACCGCUCCACGGGAUGCGGACCUCCCCGACUCCGUCUACGACAUGCAGGAGCUGCAAAACAACCCUGAUCGAGACCAACACCGAAGCAAGAAACGCCGACUGUCCAACGAGGAGGACGAUGACGACCAAAUGAGCGACCCCGACGAGUGCGACGAAGAUAUCGACAAUUCAUCCAACUCGGGGGACAAGGACGAGGGAUAUGAUGAUGGCUGGGACUCGGAAGUGGAAAGGGUGUAUCGGGGCUGA